Hemicordylus capensis (graceful crag lizard) is the source of this 1493-nucleotide messenger RNA. It is a transcript of the gene NGF, whose product is annotated as nerve growth factor. NCBI's taxonomy places the organism in Eukaryota, Metazoa, Chordata, Lepidosauria, Squamata, Cordylidae. Gene Ontology annotation, molecular function: nerve growth factor receptor binding; growth factor activity. The record is from RefSeq and is a predicted model, not a curated record. Bases 589 to 1356 code for a protein of 255 amino acids. Gene Ontology annotation, biological process: cell surface receptor protein tyrosine kinase signaling pathway; positive regulation of peptidyl-serine phosphorylation; negative regulation of neuron apoptotic process. The transcript is spliced from 3 exons.
CAGGAGCUAGGCACGUGUCUCUGAGUCCCUCUGCACAGAGAAGCAAGACGGACGCGCGGGACGGCGGGAAAGCUGAGGGCUGUUUUCUGCUGCGUUCUCAGCGCGCGUUGCUCCUCAAUAGUCAUUCAGCGCCUCUUUGGGGACUUUCCCUGAGCAUCCAGGUACAGACCCUGGCGAGUCUGUACAGGGCCCAGCGCCCGUGACAGCGCUAGGACCCAGGCGGACCGCGAGGAGCGAAUCCUUGUGAGUCGGUGCACCUCAGUCUGGGUUGAGGAAACGCUGUGAAUGAGGCUGCGGCGCGCGUGUGAAGUGAAUGGCUCGCGUGCGUUGGGAGAGUGGCCACGGAGCAAGGCGCUCGCGGAUCCGCGGCAACGGCACCUAUAGCAGCAGCAGCAGCAGUUCCUAGGGGGUCUCUCGCCACCUGCCCGCGGACGCAGCGCUGAGGACAAGGCCAACCUAAACUUCAAUGCCAAAUUUUUCAAGGGAGGGAAACGUUUUGGAGCUUUGAAUGGAUAAACACCUGCCAAUGGCUGAAGCACAUAAGCAGAACAGAAGAAAUGCUAGCAGAAACUUUCAAGCUCAAAUGUAAUGGAUCUUCAUGGGGCAACUCAGGUGCAUAGCGUAAUGUCCAUGCUGUGCUACACUCUGAUUAUAGCGUUUCUGAUCGGCAUAUGGGCAGCACCAAAAUCCGAAGAUAAUGCACCACUUGGUUCUCCUGCAACAUCUGACAUUUCUGAAAGCAGCUGGACUAAAGCACACCAUGUUGUGAAAACGGCUCAGCACAGAGACCACAGUCAGCCUGUUACUGGGAGGGUAGAGGACAGGGAAACUGGGCAAUCUGCAAACAUCAUUGUGGAUCCAAAGCUUUUUCAGAAGAGGCGAUUCCAAUCCCCUCGGGUUUUAUUCAGUACUCAGCCUCCUCCGUUGUCAAGGGAUGGACAGAGUGUGGAGCUUCUAGACAGCACGGACUCGCUCAGCAGGAAUAUCCGAGCCAAGCGUGCGACUCACCCCGUGCACAACCGUGGAGAGUACUCUGUGUGUGACAGUAUUAGUGUGUGGGUUGCCAACAAAACCACAGCCACAGACAUCAAAGGCAAAGAGGUGGCUGUGUUGGUGGAUGUGAACCUUAACAACAAUGCUUAUAAGCAGUACUUUUUUGAGACCAAGUGCAGAGACCCUAAACCAGUCUCCAGUGGGUGCAGAGGUAUUGAUGCCAGGCAUUGGAAUUCCUACUGCACCACUACACACACCUUUGUCAAGGCACUGACCAUGGAAGGCAAGCAGGCAGCCUGGCGCUUCAUUCGGAUUGACACUGCCUGUGUGUGCGUAAUCAGUAGGAAAGCAGAGAACCUCUGAGAUAGACCAACCCCCUAUACCCACCUCCUCCCAGUCCCCUACCUCAUUCUGUAAAUUAUUUUAAGUUAUGAGGACUCUAUGGUAUAUUUAUAGUAAAGAAAUGAAUCCUCAUUAUUUAUUAAACUCUUUUGAAACCC